Molecule: messenger RNA, 498 nt
Organism: Mesorhabditis spiculigera
Lineage: Eukaryota; Metazoa; Nematoda; Chromadorea; Rhabditida; Rhabditidae
Source: the annotation of a GenBank genome assembly
AUGCUACUCUAUGCAUUCUACGACACCGAUUUACUUUAUAAAAACGCUACCUAUAAAACGCUAACCCAAUGUUUCGUCAUGGGCGAACUUAUGGCGACAACUUUUUUGUUGACGUUCGGGCUUGCGUUGUAUGGCAGGAUGCGCCGCUACUCCUCAGCUCUAUGCUACGACUCUACACAUAUUCUGGGGGCAUUCACGAUAUUUAGCACGAUAUUUAUCGAGAGGAGCUGUGCUGUGUACUUCAUUAAAGACUAUGAAUACGUGGAUCGGCCCUUAAUCGAAGCGUAUCUGCACCUACAAUCAUUUUCGAUGCAGAGCUUCUCGGUCAUGGUGUAUUCGUUUACUGGUGGCUACUACGAUGCUUUGACGUUCAAGCUGAACCUUCCAUUCAUGACUCUCUGGCUUAUUACCGUCUGGUUUCUUUUCCGCAAUGUCUACAUCGAAAAUAAUCGUGCCCUGAACCAACUCUUCGAAACUUGGAUGAAAACCGGAGGGUGU